UGGGGGAGUGUGCGUGGAGACGUUGUAGUCUUAAUAAUCCGUUGCGUCCAGUUGGUGGGAAAUCCCCAUGUGGUUUCGCUCUAUAAAAAGUUUGGAUGAUCAGUGAGCCCCUGUAGUCGUGAUUGCACCGAAUAAGCGGGGGUCCGUGUCAACGUCAUUGUCCGUGGGCAGCAUCCUACAAGAGGACGCACGGAGCCGGUCAUUCACAGAGGCGCGCCCGCGCACGAAACACAGAGUGAACACACUGAGAGACAGAGAGAGAGAGACAGAGAGAGAGAGAGAGAGAGAGAGCACACGCCGCAGUGGGAACCACUGGGAAACACUGACGUCCUCCGUGGAUUGCAGCGGCACGAGUGGACAUUUUUACGUGUUGCUUCGUGAAUGAGGGGAAACGGGACUUUUUCCUCUUUUCUUUUUUUUUUAAUUUGGAGUGACAAAAGUCCACAGAUCGUACCGUAACCUGACUGCCCGUCCCGCUUUGUUUUGGUGAAGAUCACGCGUGUGAAGCAAACGUGGCAUGACAGGAGGAGUCGCGCGUCAACGACCCAAACAGCCACACACACAUGAUGGGCUUUUUGGUUUACGCAGAGCAAAGACGCACCGUUGGAUGCGUGAAGCGCGCGAUGGUGACAGGAGUUUAAUCUUGAAUGACUGGGAAUAAUAAUUCAAAAUAAAAGCUUUCAUGUGGAUAUUGCGAGGCGUGGAUGUGGAGGUGCUCCUCUCGAACUUUCAGAGGUUUUUAAAAUAAAAAAGUAGCUUUAACGUCAGUGAGUGUGUGGUUUUUUUGUCUUAUGCUUUUCCUGAAAAGCACCCAGACUGUAAUUUGUGACUGUAUGAGAAUAAAAAUGAGCUUCUAUAGUUUGGCGCUGUCCUGCUUGGUGGCGUGUUUCGUCUCCGUGCGCUGCGGCGGCUCCGUUACCGCGGCGGAGACGGCAAGCUCCGCUGCCCAGGAGUCGUGCGCGUCCUGCGGCCUCAGGGCGGGCGAUCAGUCGGAGCGGGUGAAUAUAGACUUCCUGGAGGCGGUGAAGAGGCACAUACUGAACCGGCUGCAGAUGAGGGACAGGCCAAACAUCACGCACCCGAUACCGAAGGCUGCGAUGGUGACCGCGCUGCGGAGGCUGCAUGCCGGGAAAGUGCGCGAAGAUGGCCGGGUGGAGAUCCCCAACUUUGAAGGACAGGCUGCCUUCAACAACGAGGUCCAGGCGGAGACCUCGGAGAUUAUCAGCUUUGCCGAAUCAGAUGGACAUGCAUCAGCCAAGUCCAGUCUGUACUUCCUCAUUUCCAACGAGGGCAACCAGAACCUGUUUGUGUCCCAGGCCAACCUCUGGCUCUAUUUCCGUGUGCUGCCGGCUGGUCCUGAGAAGGGCCUGCGGAGGAAAGUAACUGUCAAGGUCCUCUACCAGGAAGCUGGGGCUUCAAGCAGCACAGAGGGAAGCCCAGGAGGCGGCGGUGGUGGUGGUGGUGGGGAGGCAACAGGCCGCUGGACCCUGGUGGAGAAGCGGGUGGAUCUGAAGCGCAACGGCUGGCACACUUUCCCCCUCUCAGAGGCGGUGCGGGCCGUAUUUGGGAGAGGCAGCCGGAGGCAGGACCUCGAGAUCCACUGCGACGGCUGCGACACGGCCGGCGUGGUUCCGGUGCUGGUGGACCCAGGUGACCCGUCUCACCGGCCCUUCCUGGUGGUGCGUGCGCGGCAGGUGGAUGGAAAGCACCGCAUUCGCAAGCGGGGGCUGGAGUGUGACGGCACCAGUGGCGGGUUGUGCUGUCGGCAGCAAUUUUACAUAGACUUCCGUCUCAUCGGUUGGAAUGACUGGAUCAUUGCACCAGCUGGUUAUUAUGGUAACUACUGCGAAGGCAGCUGCCCGGCCUACAUGGCUGGAGUGCCCGGCUCGGAUUCUUCCUUCCACACAGCGGUAGUGAACCAGUACCGUAUGAGAGGGAUGAGCCCGGGCUCAGUCAACUCCUGCUGCAUCCCCACCAAGCUCAGUACUAUGUCCAUGCUCUACUUCGACGAUGAGUACAACAUCGUCAAGAGGGACGUGCCCAACAUGAUCGUGGAGGAGUGUGGUUGCGCUUGACCUCCACAUUGACCCUUCACUAUCUGAACUUGGUCUUUUGUACAAACAGGACGUUAUUGUACGGUACACAUAUACAUUAUAUCUAUACCUACUGUAUGUGCAAGCAACACACGCAUAAACAAACACUGGUGCAAUCCAGCAAACGCAAGUAUCGGUGUUGUGUUUGUCCGAGUGUGUGUAUUUAUCAGACUUGCUUCAGCAGUGGGAUGAGAAGGGAACAUUAUCACCAAAAUGAUAUUUUUUUUUUGCUCUAGUUUGCCAUU
This is a messenger RNA of Solea senegalensis (Senegalese sole), 2338 nucleotides long. RefSeq names its product inhibin beta B chain-like. Bases 792 to 2075 code for a protein of 427 amino acids. NCBI's taxonomy places the organism in Eukaryota, Metazoa, Chordata, Actinopteri, Pleuronectiformes, Soleidae. Gene Ontology annotation, biological process: BMP signaling pathway; SMAD protein signal transduction. Gene Ontology annotation, molecular function: cytokine activity; growth factor activity. The record is from RefSeq and is a predicted model, not a curated record. Gene Ontology annotation, cellular component: extracellular region. The transcript has 2 exons.